Molecule: messenger RNA, 1343 nt
Organism: Myotis brandtii (Brandt's bat)
Lineage: Eukaryota; Metazoa; Chordata; Mammalia; Chiroptera; Vespertilionidae
Gene: DOK4
Product: docking protein 4
Exons: 9
Coding region: 273-1253 (326 amino acids)
Biological process (GO): cell surface receptor protein tyrosine kinase signaling pathway; positive regulation of MAPK cascade
Cellular component (GO): cytoplasm
Source: RefSeq, a predicted model, not a curated record
CCAAGGGCUGGGGCAGGGCCCAGUGGGCUGGAGGUGCUCAUUCUCAGCUUCCUGCCUGGGGCUGGAGAGAACCAGCAGGCGCCGGGCGCAGGAGCUGCUCGAACAAUGCUGAGGCGGGCGAGGUGAGGAGCGGCCGGCCCUGCCUCCGCGAGGAAGCGUCGAAGGGGUGUCUCGAACAGGUGAUCGGAGGAGCCGGAAACCGAGGCCACCUGGGCGGGCAUCCCUCCCCUCUCCUCGGCCAGGCCCUGCCCCCCGGAGAAGGUGGGGAAACCAUGGCGACCAAUUUCAACGACAUCGUCAAGCAAGGCUACGUGAAGAUGAAGAGCAGGAAGCUCGGGAUCUACCGCAGGUGCUGGCUGGUGUUCCGGAAGUCCUCCAGCAAGGGGCCCCAGCGGCUGGAGAAGUACCCGGAUGAGAAGUCCGUGUGCCUCCGAGGCUGCCCCAAGGUGACCGAGAUCAGUAAUGUCAAGUGCGUCACACGGCUCCCCAAGGAGACCAAGAGGCAGGCAGUGGCCAUCAUCUUCACUGACGACUCGGCCCGGACCUUCACCUGCGACUCAGAACUGGAGGCGGAGGAGUGGUACAAGACCCUGUCUGUGGAGUGUCUGGGGUCGAGGCUCAACGACAUCAGUCUGGGAGAGCCGGACCUCCUGGCCCCGGGGGUGCAGUGUGAACAGACAGAUCGCUUCAACGUCUUCCUGUUACCCUGCCCCAACCUGGACGUGUAUGGCGAGUGCAAGCUGCAGAUCACCCACGAGAACAUCUACCUCUGGGACAUACACAACCCCCGCGUGAAGCUCGUCUCGUGGCCCCUCUGCUCACUGCGCCGCUAUGGCCGGGACACCACACGCUUUACCUUCGAGGCUGGCCGGAUGUGUGACGCUGGGGAAGGGCUCUACACCUUCCAGACGCAGGAAGGGGAACAGAUUUACCAGCGGGUCCACAGUGCCACCCUGGCCAUCGCCGAGCAGCACAAGCGGGUCCUGCUAGAAAUGGAGAAGAAUGUGAGGCUGCUGAACAAGGGCACGGAACAUUACUCCUACCCCUGCACGCCCACGACCAUGCUGCCCCGCAGUGCCUACUGGCACCACAUCACGGGCUCCCAGAACAUCGCCGAGGCCUCCAGCUACGGUGGUGAGGGGCAUGGGGCAGCCCAGGCCAGCUCGGAAACGGACCUCCUCGACAGAUUCAUCCUGCUAAAGCCAAAGCCCAGCCAGGGGGACAGCAGCGAGGCCAGGACCCCCGCCCAGUGACAGCCGGGCUGGCGUGCACCCAUGACUGCGGGGCUGCCCGCUGCGAACUGAGGACAGCCUCAGGGGGCUAUUGGCCACGCGCCUGGAGAA